Messenger RNA from Castor canadensis (American beaver), 2728 nucleotides. RefSeq names its product alcohol dehydrogenase 1C (class I), gamma polypeptide (gene Adh1c). NCBI's taxonomy places the organism in Eukaryota, Metazoa, Chordata, Mammalia, Rodentia, Castoridae. Gene Ontology annotation, molecular function: all-trans-retinol dehydrogenase (NAD+) activity; zinc ion binding. Gene Ontology annotation, biological process: retinoic acid metabolic process; retinol metabolic process. The record is from RefSeq and is a predicted model, not a curated record. Gene Ontology annotation, cellular component: cytosol.
UAGUUUGGUGCCCUUUGUUUUCUAUUUAUCUCAGUGUGAGAAUAAGCUUAUAUGUGUGACUUAAGGUCUCAGAUCACGUGUGAAACCACCUGAUAAUCAAGCAAACAAAUUCUGUGUGUAAAACUGACUUCACGUACUCAAGCAGAGAAGACCUCCCCAGAGAAUCAUCAGUCUCCUGGUCUGCAGAACAGACAGAAGCAACAUGAGCACAGCAGGAAAGGUAAUAAAAUGCAAAGCAGCUGUGCUGUGGGAGACAAAGAAACCCCUUUCCAUUGAGGAGGUGGAGGUUGCCCCCCCUAAGGCCCACGAAGUUCGUAUUAAGAUGGUGGCUACGGGAAUCUGUCGCUCAGAUGAUCAUGUGAUUGCUGGAACCAUUGUCUCUCCUCUCCCUGUGAUUCCAGGCCAUGAGGCAGCUGGCAUUGUGGAGAGCAUUGGAGAAGGGGUGACUACAGUAAAACCAGGUGACAAAGUCAUCCCUGUCUUUAACCCCCAGUGUGGCAAAUGCAGAGUUUGUAAACACCCAGAAAGCAACUUCUGUCUGAAAAGCGAUUUGAGAAAGUCUAAGGGGACCUUGGUGGAUGGCACCACGAGGUUCACCUGCAAGGGGAAGCCCAUCCACCACUUAUUGGGUACCAGCACCUUCUCCCAGUACACAGUGGUGGAUGAGAUCUCGGUGGCCAAAAUCGAUCCAUCUGCACCACUGGAAACAGUCUGCCUAAUCAGCUGCGGAUUUUCAACUGGUUAUGGCUCUGCAGUCAAAGUCGCCAAGGUCACUAAGGGCUCCACCUGUGCUGUGUUUGGCCUUGGAGGCGUUGGUCUGUCUGCUAUCAUUGGCUGUAAAGCAGCAGGAGCAGCCAGGAUCAUUGGAGUGGACAUCAACAAAGACAAAUUUGCAAAGGCCAAAGAGUUGGGUGCCACUGAGUGCAUCAGUCCUCAAGACUAUGACAAACCCAUCCACGAGGUGCUACAGGAUAUGACUGACGGGGGCGUGGAUUUUUCAUUUGAAGUCAUUGGUCGCCUGGACACCAUGGUUUCUGCCCUGGCAAGCUGUCAUGAUGCAUGUGGUGUGAGUGUCAUUGUAGGGGUGCCUCCUGAUUCCCAAAACCUCUCAAUGAACCCUAUGGCGCUAUUGACUGGACGCACCUGGAAAGGAGCACUAUUUGGUGGCUUUAAGAGCAAAGAUUCUAUCCCCAAACUUGUGGCUGAUUUUAUGGCUAAGAAGUUUCCAUUGGAUCCAUUAAUCACCAAUGUUUUACCUUUUGAAAAAAUUAAUGAAGGAUUUGAUCUGCUUCGCUCUGGAAAGAGUAUCCGUACUGUCCUGACGUUUUGAGAAAAUACCGAUGCCUUCCCUGACAGCAGUUUUUUGACUCCUCCAUGCCACAGCGUCUGGAGCACCUGCCAUCAUGAAUUCUGUUCUUUACAGAAAUGAUCAGUAAAUUCCUGGUAGAAGCUUUCCAAAAGAAAUAUAAAUGCCCAUGAAAUCAUUUUUCAAUCAAAUGUUUAAAAUCUCCAAUAGAGAGCUGUUAAACACCAGCUGGGAAAAUGAGGCUACUACACUUUCCCUCUUAGUCAUUCUACUUGUGUCACCUUUCCUACUGAGGAAAGACAUCUUCUAAUUUCCUGUAUUUUUUCUAUCUUUUUGAUCAUCAAUCACUGAAACUUAUGGAGGGGAAAUUACUCCUCCAAGAUACACAUCAAAGGCUGUUGUGCUAAAAAAUUUCCACCUCUACCUCUGUCUCCACUGUCUGUUUUCAUAUUUAUGAAAGUAUCAAAGCCCUAGAGAAAAGCAGAGGGGAUUAAGUUGAGGAUUUUGCUCAACAGUAGAGUGAUUGCCUAUCACACAUGAGGCCUUGGGUUCAAUCCCAGCAUAAAAAAAAUAAAAGAUAUAAAUCUUUUAAAUCUAGGGAAUUUCUUAGUAAAUCAAAGGGAAUCUCACACAUGUUCAUAUGGUAACCUGUUCUAUACUACUUUAUUGGCAGUGAUUAUAAAUUGCUCUCUUAAAUAAAAACAAGUGUCAUUCUUGAUGUGAUAACUCUGAAAUACUUAACACUUCCAGAAAUCAUCCAUAGGCAAACAAGAAUAACAUAGAUGAUAUAACAUGUACUAGUUUACAAGUCAUCAAAGUUUCUCUAAGACUCGAAAGUUGUCUCAACAGAAUUUCUAGACCAUUACUCAAAAGUUAAAGCUAGAGUGAGUUUGUAUGUGAUAAUGACAUACUUCUGAUUAUUCCAUUUUCUUAAGAAAUGAUUGUUGUACCUUUGUCACUCUAUUAUAAACUCUCCUGGACAUUUUCUGAAAAUAUUAAGUGAACAACUUCAUCAAGUUACAUUAAAAUCUAUUAGUGUAACAAAUACCAGCAAUAUUCAGGUAAUAGAUACUGCAUAAGAGGAGAAGCAAGGAAGCAAAUACUCGUGAGGCAGGAAUAAUGUUAGAAUUGUAGCAGUACAGCUAGGACCAUACACUAUUCUGAGUAGAUGAAUGGUCACAUCCUGACUUUCUCCUUUCAUUCACCUGGGACUAAGAAUCCAGUUCACAGCACUGUCAUCAUUAUUAAGAGAACCAGAGGUUGCUCAAUAACUCACAAAGGUACUCAGAACUAAGUUAUAGAGAGUGAGGAAGAACUGCCUUCUAUCCCUCCUUGCUCCUUGAAGUUUCUGACAUAUCAACAAAUAAACAGUAGCUUUAUUAUCAACAAAAGCAGGUCACAGAGAUCUUCAGGAAAAUCUAA